Acanthoscelides obtectus is the source of this 2748-nucleotide messenger RNA. Lineage: Eukaryota; Metazoa; Arthropoda; Insecta; Coleoptera; Chrysomelidae. The record is from the annotation of a GenBank genome assembly.
AAGCGAGCGGUUAAAAUUUGAGGUUAGGUCAAGGUUGGAAAAGUUGUGUGUUUUGUGCUCAGCUCAGUGUAUGUGUUUUGUGGAGAAAGGGAAAUAAAGUUUGAUCCAUAUGGUGCAUUCCUAUUUUCUACUCGUGUUUCUAGUUUUGAUAACAGAGAAUGGCAGUCAAUAAAACUGAAGAGAGGGAUUUGCACCAAAUAUUUACAAACAUAAACAGAAAGUACGAGAUAAUUCAGGCGAGGUGGGAGGUUGAUUCGAAGCAGUACGAAGCGAAGGUUAGGACCCAAAUUCCAAGAGACAAUGAGGAUUUUAAUGCAUUAUGUGAUGAAUGGGUAGAUUUGUUUUCCGAAGUCACUGAUACAGUGUGGGCCAAAAAGAUAUCCAAUACGGGUCCUAAGAUACGGUUCAGAAAGCAAUAUCAGUGCUGGACACACGAGGGAAAAGUGAUACAGAAAGAUCUUCUUUUCGAUGCUCGCAGAUGCAAAGCUACAUUGGACAUAAAAGUCCUCACAGAUAAUCCACAUUCCAGUAGAAAAAACAGACAUGUUCGUUUGGGCCUCAACGUUGUUGUUAAGCUAAAUUUCUAUCAUCUACAUCCUGUGGAUCCAACACAGCCGUUUGCAUUUUUUGUACACAAAUGCGAGCCUCAACCGGAUCUGCCUAAACAGAUCAUCCAACCAAAUGAACGAUUGCCAGAACUUGUCGCUGCUAUGGUUCAGAAUGCACCGAAUAUCUCUCAAAAGGCUGCUGAGAAGGUGGAGAUGACCCUGAUGGCGAAACUAGGCUCUACUUUGAGUCAGAUUGCAGAUAAACAAGAAGAAAGCCAGGUCAGAACCGGCCAGAUAGACAGUGAGGUUAUCUCUCAACAAAUAAACCAUAUCAAUCCUGUAUGCGAGACGAUCGGUGAUAUUAACUUAUAUGUCGAUACAACUGCUAGUGCUAUUCAGCAAACCCAGUUUAUCUCUCAUGGUGAUCCGUUAACUGUAGAAAUUUCAAACAUUCCAAUAGAAAGUGUAAAACUUGAAGAACAACAGCCCCAAUUGCAACAGUUCAUUGUAAGCGCACCUCAGUUCGAUGUAACUGAACAUUUUUUGAUGUGUCAGCCGUUGGUGUUUGAUACUUCUCAGGUUAUUCCAUUGAAUGCAGAAAAUGUAACAUCACAGUUUGUACCGAUCAUCACGAGAGUGGACAAUCAAAAUUUGCAGAAUGGUCAGAUUUUGUGAAUAUAACGAGUGUAUUGCUUACUCUACGAUAAUUAAGGAUUUGAGAUUCUCGGACAUGACUGAUAUCAUUGAUUACAUAAAAAGGUGACUGACCCUCAACAUCAUUUUAGUUGCACCGAUACACUUAAAAUUUGAGUGGCGACGAUUGAAGGUGAAUUUGCUAGCCUAAAAUAUGCUUUAGCUUUGCUUACUUGACAGUGAUAUGAAAAUAAAUUUUGGUUAAAUUCGUAAAGUCAUUACUUUUUUAUUUUUGACCAGAUUUCAUUUAAUACUUCGGCAGGCGGUAGGUACACUAAUUGGCUUUAUUGUGUGAAUAUGAGUUUUUUGUGGUAGUCACGGUAUGACUUGUUGUACAGGGAAAAUGAAAAUGAUGUUCCGUUACUCAAAAUUUGAGCCACUCUGUGGUCUCAAUCAGACCGCAAUGCUUUCCAUUAUCAAGAACCACAUUUUUUCUAUAAUGUGGUUUUUUAUUCAUGUCAAUAUAUACAAUGGCUGAACUUUUAGAGACGAAUGAAGGUUUUACCACUAAUUUUGCUUCUCCCUUUCAUAACUUUUUUAAUUCCCGUACGAGUUCAAAAAGUUUGUCGUCAUUUGUACAGAAAUCCGUUGCCCUUCUGUGCUGGGUUCACAUUUUUUUAUAUCGUCAUUGCUUCCGAUCUUUAGUAGCGAAGAAAAUGAAAACUUUUGACUUAAUAAUUUCACGCUCUACCAUUUUGAAAUACAGUGUCAGGGCAAUAACUAUAUCUCCUUUAUCCUCCAAGUUUGUUUUCCUGAGAAUUCUAGCGACGAAUGUUAAUAAUGGAUAGCUUGGCGAUUGACUACUUCAGUUUUUAAAUGUCGGCAACCUCCCCUCCCGCCGUUGUCACAAAAUGACAAGAACAUUCGCUCCCAGAAGACAUGGUUAGACUUCUAGUCAAUUUUCGCUUUAAGGAUCGGCGAUUUCCUCGUCAAAACUUGGCGACUAACGUGACUGAAAAGCCUGGCAACCCUGCGUGGGCGUCCCAGUCUUAAUCAGGAGAAUACUAAAUAAUCACCAUGCUAAUGGCAAUGUCAUUCCAGCCGCUGUACGUAAGCUUCUGACAUUUUCUCUAGCUUAAUUUCCAUCAUUUUUCUCCAAAUGACGGCCUGCACCGUACUGAUGAUUGCUGAUGACAAGCAUGAAACAACGUUGUAUGUUUAGCAAGUGUAAAGGUUUUUUCUCAGAAAACACCUAAAAAUCUCUGUGAGUAAAAGUUGAUUGUUGAUAGAACUUCAUCCAUUCUUGAAGCAAGAAAAUCUAAAACGUGAGUUGCUAAGUGAUAAUUUCUAGAAAUAUAUUUCACUAUUUUUGUAGCAGUAUGUGAAUUAGUUUAAGGAAUCAUUUUUAAUUUGGAAUAAGUAGUAGGGACGACUGAAAAACUGUGCUUUGUGUAACGUAUGAUAAUAUCAGGCUCUGUUGUAUUUAUCGCACAAGUAUUUAUAUAAAUAUGUAUAUUAUUUAUUCUCGCUACGACUGAUUAGAUUAAAAAUAAAUAUUUCUUGCAAC